This is a messenger RNA of Raphanus sativus (radish), 1144 nucleotides long. Its product is annotated as tetraspanin-7. The transcript has 2 exons. The coding region runs from base 70 to 864 and encodes 264 amino acids. The record is from RefSeq and is a predicted model, not a curated record. NCBI's taxonomy places the organism in Eukaryota, Viridiplantae, Streptophyta, Magnoliopsida, Brassicales, Brassicaceae. Gene Ontology annotation, cellular component: plasma membrane; plasmodesma. Gene Ontology annotation, biological process: auxin-activated signaling pathway.
UUUAGUUUCCACCGGACAUAAAACUUUAAGCUUCUGCCGUAAAGACCAAACAAAAACAAAAACACAAAAAUGGUCGAGUGUAGCAAUAAUCUUGUCGGAAUCCUCAACUUCUUCACCUUCCUCCUCUCGGUCCCCAUCCUCUCCGCCGGGAUCUGGCUCGGCAAAAACGCAGCCACCGAAUGUGAGCGUUUCCUCGACAAACCGAUCGUCGUUCUCGGAAUCUUCCUCAUGUUCGUCUCCAUCGCCGGUCUCGUCGGCGCUUGCUGCCGUGUCUCUUGCCUCCUGUGGCUCUACCUUUUCGCUAUGUUCCUUCUCAUACUCCUCGGGUUCUGUUUCACCAUAUUUGCCUUCGUCGUCACCAACCGCGGCGCCGGCGAGGUUUUGUCGGAUAGAGGGUAUAAGGAGUACCGUGUUGGAGACUACUCCAACUGGCUGCAGAAGCGAGUUAGCAACGCUGAGAAUUGGGAUCGGAUCAGGAGCUGCUUGGUUUACUCCAACGUGUGUUCCACUUUCAGUAGUCGCUACGCUAGUGUCAAAGUUAACGAGUUCUACAAGACUAAUCUCAAUGCCCUUCAGUCUGGUUGCUGUAAGCCGUCCAAUGACUGUAACUUCACCUACGUGAGCCCGACUAAUUGGACAAAGACUACUGGUCCAUACACCAACGAGGACUGUAACGUCUGGGACAACAAACCGGGGACUCUAUGCUACAACUGCCAAGCCUGCAAGGCCGGUCUGCUUGAUAACCUCAGAAAUUCCUGGAAAAAAGUGGCUGAGGUGAACAUUGUCUUCCUAGUAUUCCUCAUUAUCGUCUACUCUGUUGGGUGUUGUGCCUUCAGGAACAACAGGAAACGGCGAUGGCGUUAGUUCCUUAUGUGCUGAUAUACAAAAGAAGCCCCCUCCAAACCAAGACAAUCAUCUUGCUCUUGAAUAUGUAAAUUGCAGGCUUAAGACAACUCGUUGAUCACUUGAUCUUGUGUGUGUGAGAGAGAGGUUGCGUUUCUGUGUAUUUUCUCUAUUAAAUAUGCAACAUAUAUUUUACUAAAUGAGUUACAACAGAUCUUGCUUUGUGCUUCCUAUUUCUAGUAUUUUGUGUGUGUAGUAUAUAGCUUCUUCAUCUGUUAAUUAGUCGAUUUUUUUAAUGUCU